Messenger RNA from Paramuricea clavata, 527 nucleotides. Lineage: Eukaryota; Metazoa; Cnidaria; Anthozoa; Malacalcyonacea; Plexauridae. The record is from the annotation of a GenBank genome assembly.
AUGGGAGGGUUGUUAACUGCAUACGAUUGGCUAAGGAAUGCCUACAACAAAACUUGGGGAGCAACACUUCCCAAGCACUUGCAGUUGAGAGUUUUUUCUGGAGAGCGGGGCAGACCACGACUUCAAAUACCGUUCGAACAGCUGGAAUUUUUAUUGGAAAAAAAAUUCAAGAUUGAUGAAAUUGCAAAAUUAUUCAGCACCAGUAAACGUACAGUUGAAAGGCAUAUGAGUGACAUCAGGCUGUCUGCCUCAAGUGUUUAUACUUAUUUAUCCGAUCAACAAUUACAUGCAUUAAUAACUGACAUUCAAAGAGAUUUUCCAAAUGUUGGUUGCAAGAGAGUAACUGGUCUUCUGAGGGCGAGGGGUGUCUACAUGCAGCAGGCCCGUAUCCGUCAAUCCAUGCGCAGAGUCGAUCCUGAAGGAAUCCUCCUACGAGCACUUGAAAUGAGCAUCAUUCGGCGAAGACGUUACAAUGUUGCUGGCCCUCUUUCCUUAUGGCAUAUUGAUGGAAACCACAAAUUAAUACG